AUGAACAUCUCGUCGACGGACAUAGACUGAUCUAACUCCAACUUGCAGCCACAGUGACGACGACCUUGGGCAAACUUUCUCAGCCAUCUAUUGAACUGGAUUUCCAGACGUUUGAAUUUCGGGAUGGCAAUAACGACGCGCUCUCAAGUUUCUUCCGAUCGUCGAAAAUGGGAUAAAAUCUUUGACGGCCUCGUCAAAAUGCUUAAGACCCAACAAGAACAGCUCGAGUUUCUGGUCAAAGACAGGAGAUACUUGAAGAUUUCGUCAAGAAGCAGCGCGAGCGCUGGGAUGCAGAUAUUCGUUCGUAUGAGAUCUUCUCUCUCAGAUGAAAAAUGAUAUUAUGGCGCAAGAGAUGGCUCGCUUGCUUGAGAGUGCAAAAUCGAAUUUGUUGAUUGGAUUAAAACAAAAAGAGGCUUUUUGCUGCAAGCUGGAAUUAGAGCACACAGAGGAUGAGUUGGCUGAUUUCAAAGCCUGGUUUGACUUUCUCACUGAGAAUUCGAAGGAUAUUUCUUUGGAAGACUCCAUGAAUGCUUACAAGGAAAAAGCAGGAGGCGAGCAUAGCAGUUUAAAGGCUGCUGAUGAUAGGAGACUGGAAAGUGAAGCAAGAAGAUUAAAGCUUCAAUAUCAGGAUCUGGCUUCAGAAAAGAGCUGUGACGUAUCUGCACUUUUGAGAGAGAAUGGCUUUGCAUGGGAACAGUAUAGACAUUUGGAAAGUGAGCUCACAAGCAAGUUAAAGAGCAAGGAUGCUGAAGCUGCACAAGCAAAUGAAAAAGUUUCCAAUCUUCUUUUCCGUCUUGAGCAGCUGCAAUCAUCUGACCAUGACAAGGACAAGACAAUUGCACAAUUGAAAGUUAAGGUGGCUGACAUGGAGGCUAAGUCUAAGAAACAGAAUGCAGAAAUAGCUAGACUCUCACAGCAGAUUGAAUCAUUAAGGAAGUCUAGAAGUUCUUCAGUUACACCUGUGUUAAAGCGUUGUGCAGGAGCUAUAACAUUGAAUUCAGGGUCCUUGAACAGCAGUAAAGAUGGACAUAAUAUUGUUGUCAUGAAAGACGCAUCUCUUGCCCAAAUUCCUUGUCCUGCCAAAGGAACUGAAAAGGGAAGCUCGCGUGUAAAGAGAAAAGCAGCUGACUUUAUGCUGAUUUCAGAAACUCCAAAGUUGUUCACAUCUAACUUCAAGGUUCCCAAAUUGAAGAACUCAUCCGAAACUCCGAAGUUGCUUGCUCCCAUCUUUAAUAUUUGCAAUUGAGGACAGCCUCUCACAAUUUGAGAUGACACCCACAGUUAAUGUUAUGAGCAUGUUGUGAUCAUCAUGCAUUUUCUUGUAUCCUUCUGCAUUACUUGUAAAUUAUGUAAUUGUUGUAAGCAUGGAGCAGAUAUAUAUUUUUUUCUGUAAUUGAGGCAACCCGAAAAGUUUCUCAUACAUCUCCCAAUGACCUUGUUGAUUAGGCCAUCUCCCAAUGACCUUGUUGAGCAACAGAUCCUAAUUGGCCAGAUCUUGACUGAACCAACUCAAACUUCACAGUCCUCAGCCAGCAUAGCUCAUUAGUUGAAGCUGAGGAAUGUUACCUUGUGCAUGGGCAAUCUUUAAGGCUGUACUGUUAACUGAUAUUCCUAGUUCUGGCUCUCUUAUACUUCGUCUGUUUCCUCCACUUCUUUUUCGUUUAUUACUCCAGGGUAGAAAUUUUCUGAUUGUGUUAUAUUCAUGUUCUGUUUUAGUAGUAUUGGAUGUA
Carica papaya (papaya) is the source of this 1730-nucleotide messenger RNA. The record is from RefSeq and is a predicted model, not a curated record. Lineage: Eukaryota; Viridiplantae; Streptophyta; Magnoliopsida; Brassicales; Caricaceae.